Nilaparvata lugens (brown planthopper) is the source of this 2928-nucleotide messenger RNA. Its product is annotated as phosphatidylserine lipase ABHD16A. Gene Ontology annotation, cellular component: endomembrane system. The transcript is spliced from 13 exons. Gene Ontology annotation, molecular function: monoacylglycerol lipase activity; glycerophospholipase activity. The coding region runs from base 76 to 1734 and encodes 552 amino acids. The record is from RefSeq and is a predicted model, not a curated record. Lineage: Eukaryota; Metazoa; Arthropoda; Insecta; Hemiptera; Delphacidae. Gene Ontology annotation, biological process: monoacylglycerol catabolic process; phosphatidylserine catabolic process.
CAGCUGAAAUUUGCAUGUCUUGUUCACAACUCGUCCAAUUUCGACCAGGUUUGGGUUGUGUGGUGUUAUGAUACGAUGAUGAUGUUUCCUUUAAAAGUUUUCUGGAAAUGUCUUUUUUCACCCAAACUACACAAAGUUUAUAUUGAUAGAAAUGCAGCGGGCAAAUAUGUUGAAAAUAACUUGGAAAGAUGGGGAGACCAAAUCAUUUCAUCGAUCUAUCUGAUGUGGAACCUAGGUCUGUACACAUCGCCCGUGAUAGUAUGUCUUUUGUACCGGAAAGGCUACUUCAUGUACGAUGGUGUACUGCUCUCGGCUAAAUUCGCAUUGAGUGUCAGCUGUGUGCUUGCCUUCUCCUACUGUCUGCGAAGCUAUGGACGAGUUUCGAACUCAGUUUACCUCGAGUUCCAGAAAACUUUGGAUCUUGCUACCAGGCAGUUCAACAACGAUACUAAGAGGGCGCUCUCAAGAUACGAUUUCGAUUUCUCUGCCUGGCCGGUGGAGUUCUCUAUCGCUGAUGUUGAGGGAGCUAAAGGAAGGAAGGUGCAAACUUCAAGAAAAUCGUUCCUUGGGACUUUGUUCACAGCCCCUUUUUCGGCCAUCACUUUUAUAGUGGCUCACACCUUUGGAAUUCGCCUUAUCUACCCGGGCUCAGUCUCUCUGGUCAGCUAUAUGAUUUCCAGCAGUCUGAUAAGUGGUCGUUCAAAGCUUAUCAAGCAUAACUCUGCUGAACGAUUCAAAUUGAGAACCACUGAUGCCAACGAAAUCGAUACUAUUUUUAUCGACAGAAGAAACAAGAAGAUGAAAGCCAGUAGUAAAAACAAUUCAUUUGUAACAUUCGGCCAAGAAGUAGUUGACUACCUAACAAACACCCGUUAUCCUACUAGUACCAACGGGUCAACACUUGUUAUCUGCUCGGAAGGUAACGCUGGUUUCUAUGAAAUUGGAAUUAUGGGAACUCCAAUAGAAGCAAACUAUUCUGUUCUGGGUUGGAACCAUCCCGGUUUUGGUGGCAGUACGGGCAUGCCUUUCCCCGACCAAGAGCAGAAUGCAAUUGAUACAGUGAUGCAGUUCGCAAUACAUCGCCUCGGCUUCCCGGUUGAAAACAUUGUUCUAUUCGGAUGGAGUAUAGGAGGCUAUGCCACAUCUUGGGCUGCUAUGACUUAUCCUGAAGUCAAGUGUGUGAUUCUGGACGCGACCUUCGACGACCUGCUGCCAUUGGCCAUUCCCAGAAUGCCGCAGUCUAUGGAGCCAAUCGUGAGGGAGACAGUGCGGCAACACUGCAAUCUGGACGUGGCCAAUCAGAUGUGCCAAUACCCGGGACCCGUUCUCCUCAUCCGGCGGUCUGCUGAUGAGAUCAUCUGUCUUGUGCCUGGUGACGUCUCAAGCAACCGUGCCAAUCCGUUACUGUCGCAGAUACUACGUCACAGGUAUCCGAAUUUGUUCACUGAGGAGAGCGAAGACGUUCUUGAACAGUGGCUAGCCGCUUCCGGCAAUAAACAGAGACAAAUAAUGAGUAUUCACACUGUUGAUGAGCCGAGGUGUAGAGUUGACCUAGCUGCUUACCAUGGAUCUCAUGACAAUAGAACGUUCCCCUCCUCAUUGGGAGGUGACUACGACUCUACUAGAAAGACCAAAAUGCUUCUAUUUCUGGCCAAUGAGUACAUGAAAGACUUCAACUCAACCCACUGCACACAAUUGCCCGAAAGCUCAUUCCAAAUCCCUCAAUUAUUGUGAUUCCUCAUUUGAGGAAAAGUUUCCUCAUUUGAUGAAAAAAUGUCAUUUAGGAAAUUGUUCCACAGUUGAGAAAAUGCUUCUUCAUUUGAAAAAAUAUUCAACGAUAAUGAUUCUUCAUUUCAAGUAAUAUUUCCUUAUUUGAAGAAAAAUUUCUCAUUUAUGGAACAAUUUUUCUUAUCACUGGUCGUCAUAAAUUUCCUAACAGUUGAAUAGCACCUUGCAGUUAUUCUCAGUGACAAAAUUGGAAUAUAUUAGAUUUAGAAAAUAAGUUAAUCAACUAGAAUAUUCGGUUAAUAAGAGAAAAACACCAAACCUGGCUGAAAUUGGAUAGGACAUUAGAAUUAUAGACAAAUUAUUAAGUGAAUAAAUAAUAUGAAAAAAUGGGUUGAUUCCAUUAUUCUAUAAAAAUAACCAUCUGAUGGUGAGAAACUAUUAAUAUUUGCUAGUGAAUAACAAUAAUUAUUAUUACAUCAUUCAAUAUUAUGGUUUUCAAUUAGUUGCAAUGUACCAACAUAGAAAUUAUACUCCUUGAAAAUGUCAAUUUUUUUGCAUCUUGGAGGAGAUAACCCAUAGAUAUUUGAGAAUCUCUUGCUUUGGAAGAAUUAUGUUUAUGAGACAAGAACUUUGUCUGAAGGUCAUAAGAACCUUUCGACUCUUCUGUGAGACCUAUUAUAAUUAGAUCACAAUUAUUGCUCUGUAAUUAAUGUUACUAUUAUUUUUCAAUUGCAGAUUUACUAAUCAGAAACUUUCAACCAAUAGUCUGAAUAUCCUCCAAUGAUGAUACAUAAUUUAUAACUCCUAGUUUAAAAAAACAGGGAUGAACUAGAGAUGUUUUAUGAAAACAUUCUUAUUCUCCUUCAAUUUUCAAGCAGUGACCACACUAUCUUCUAAAGAAGAGCUUUAGUAAUUUAUUCAAUAUUUUAUAAUUAUGUGCAUAAAUAAUGUUGGUUUAUUCAAUUGAUGCUUAUCAAUAUAUAUUUAUAGUCUUAUAUUAUUUAAAUAGAGCUUAUCAGUCAAUCAAGUUGACAUAUUUUAUCAGUAUUGAUGGAGAUUAUUUAGUGUGGUGGAUAAUUAAUUUUUAAUGGUUGCUGGUUUUAAUUCCCAGUUGGAAAAUUGCAAAAUAUUUCAAAUUCUGUUUUGUUGUGAUAGUUGUAUAUUUCUACAAUUUGUUGUAAUAAAUGUUUUUCUGUAUAA